Messenger RNA from Penicillium mononematosum, 639 nucleotides. RefSeq lists its product as uncharacterized. NCBI's taxonomy places the organism in Eukaryota, Fungi, Ascomycota, Eurotiomycetes, Eurotiales, Aspergillaceae. The coding region runs from base 1 to 639 and encodes 212 amino acids. The transcript has a single exon. The record is from RefSeq and is a predicted model, not a curated record.
AUGUCCCCGGUCGUCUUUGCUUUCCAGAAUCCGGAGCGCGCGAGAUAUCUGAAUCCGCACAUUUCCUACAGUAUAUGGAAUCUAGAUGAAGAUAACAGCACCGUUACGCGGUAUCAUGAUUUCAGAUCGGCAAACUGGACCGGCAAUGACCCCUACCUUGCACACGAGUUCUUUGCCUUAAGCAACGAGGGUCGGUGGAGAGUGAGAUGGAGCCUGACCUGGCAGAGUUGCAACAAGUAUGCCUUUGAAAAUCAUCUCAACGUGGCCGGUAUGUUCCGCAACACGUCUACUUGGUCAACCUGGUUCACCAUUCAGAGUUCCGCCCCCAAUGUGGAUCUCGUUGCUGCCACAGCAAACAAGACAUGUCCAGGGGAAUACGGCGUGACAAUCGAUGUGACCGACAAAACCAUGCAGAUCCCGCGGGGCAUUGAUUGGUCUGGCGGGGACUAUACCAAUGACACAUGCGCAGUGGUGGCGUCCUCCACUCCGACUCCCAGACCGGAUCCUUGUCGUGUCAAUAUUGACAAGACCAUUGUCGCAAGCAUGGAGGCGUCUUUGAAAACUCGCUUAUACAACGGAUUAAACCCGCCAACCGAUUGCCCGAGGACAACAAGAAUGCCGCACAACAACUGGUUGUGA